UAGUUAGUUCGCUGUGGGUAAAAUGGCGGCGAUGACGGAGAGCAGAGGUCUUGUUAUUAGUCUGGCAGCGUUGCAGCGGCAGGAUCCCUACAUCUUCCACAUUGUGGACGUGGCCAGCCAGGUAGCACUGUACACCUUCAGUCAGAGAGACAACGAAUGGGAAAAAACUGAUGUCGAAGGGACCUUAUUUGUUUAUGCAAGAUCUGCUUCCCCCAGGCACGGCUUCACCAUCAUGAACAGAUUGAAUGUGGAAAACCGGACUGAACCAAUCACCAAGGACUUGGACUUCCAGUUACAAGAUCCUUUUCUACUCUACAGAAAUGCACAAUUUUCAAUCUAUGGGAUCUGGUUCUAUGAUAAGGCGGAAUGUCAAAGGAUUACAGACCUUAUGAAGAAUUUAACUCAGCUGGAGCAGUUGAAAGCCCAACAGGGAGUUGAAUCACCAAACUGUGGUGAUAGCAAAGCAGUUGAUAUUGUACAGAUGUUGUUCAAAGCUGAACACGAAUAUAACAAGGUCAAACAAUCCACUGAGCCAAAACAAAUAACUAGUUCCAGUCUGGUUCCUGACAAUUCAAACCUGAUCAAACCUAUUCCCAUUAAAUUAACUGAUGUUGGAACAGAUAUCCAUUAUCAUCAAUUACAGAAACAAGACGAGAUUACAGAAGUGGGAGCUAAUCAGUUGAAUUUGGUGGCUCCAUCUGGUGCACAAGAACAAUCUUCUUCAAAGGAUAUUUCAAUUGAUAUACAGGAAUCAAAGAAUAAAGUUUCCAAUCGACCAGCUGUGGUGCGUUCUCUGUCUUAUGAGGAGCCUCGGAGACUGCCGAAACAUGACAUUUCACAAUCUGUUAAAAAACAAUUUUGUCCGGCUGUUCAGAAACUGAUGAGUCGUGGGACUGAUCUUCAACCCGUGUCAGAGUUGCCAGAAAAUUGUCUCUGUGAAAAUCAAACUGUAAAAAGUGUGGAAGAACCAUUAAUAAGUCCAUUCCAACCACACCCUUUGAUAGGAAAUGUUUUCUCACAGCAAAACUCUUUAAAUGAAGCAGGUCCUUUAUUCUCCACGGGAACUUGUCAUUUAUUUCAAAAGCUGCACGGUACCCAGAGACAAGUUCCUUCAUCAUGCCCUGCUACAAAACAGUCAGAAAUGUUAUUAUGCGAGCCUCAGAAUGGAUCUCGAACACAGCCUAUUCCUCUUCGACAUCCGACCCAUCACACCUCCAGCCUCCAAGUACAAUCUAAAGUAUUGACAUCGGAACAAACCAAGAGAACAUCUGCAUUAAACAGCUGUAGUGGUCAGGCCUCUGGUAUCAUAUCUCCUCGUGAGUUACUUCAGAAGCUGCAGGUAGUCCAACAGGAAGAACACCAUCAUGCUGGGAAAUUGACUCUAGCAGCUAGAUUUUCUGCUCAGCAACUACCUAUGCUCAACCUUCCUAAAUGCUCUUUGAAACAGUUUGAUUCUCAAACAGAAAGUACCGUUUUUUCAGAGAAUCACAAUCUUUUUCAGGUAGUUUCACCACAACGCAUUCCGGCAACGGUGGUGCCAUCGCUACUGAUGUCACCCAUGGUGUUCUCCCAGUCUGCCAUGGGCAAGCAAAUGAUUGAUGCCAAUGCCAUGCCUCUGCCACAGGGUGAUGCUAAACCAGCACCAAAACCACAGCGCAGCUCUCUGCAUCCGCCAGUACCGACUGCAGAGCAAACAAGUAAAGCGCAAAAUGUGCUUACCAAGAUUCAAUUACAAACAACGCUUUUAUUCCUGUUAAAGAAUGAUCCCAAUUUUGUGAAUUUCAUUUAUGAAACUUAUCUCAUGAGCCAGACAAAUACUGCAGCAGAGAAGUAAAUCCAAAAAAAAUUGGUUACAAGAUGAAAAUGUUGAUAUAUUUUGGUGAAGAUAAUCAGAUGGUACAUUACUAAAGAAGUUAUUGCUAUUUUUUUAAGAGUUUUAUUUUUGAAACUUAGCUUUGCAUUGAGUUCCUGAAAGUACUACUUUUCACACUUGAUAACAUUUACUGCUGACAAAGCUUAUUUUAAACUAUGAUUAAUGAUAAUUUAAAGAGGAAUUAAUAUUUCCCAAAGAACCAUGUUCAACUGAAGACCACCGUUUGUGGAAAAUUAAUGUUGUAUUUUUUCAUGGAACAAAUAAAAUGUCAUUGUGCCAGCAGAGAACACGUA
Messenger RNA from Amblyraja radiata (thorny skate), 2166 nucleotides. It is a transcript of the gene dcp1b, whose product is annotated as decapping mRNA 1B. The record is from RefSeq and is a predicted model, not a curated record. The coding region runs from base 23 to 1834 and encodes 603 amino acids. The transcript has 9 exons. NCBI's taxonomy places the organism in Eukaryota, Metazoa, Chordata, Chondrichthyes, Rajiformes, Rajidae. Gene Ontology annotation, cellular component: P-body. Gene Ontology annotation, biological process: positive regulation of catalytic activity; deadenylation-independent decapping of nuclear-transcribed mRNA; deadenylation-dependent decapping of nuclear-transcribed mRNA. Gene Ontology annotation, molecular function: enzyme activator activity; mRNA binding.